GUCAGGCACGGUUCCUUGACGGCACUUUGCGGGACUGGGAGUAGUAUGGUUCAGCAAUAAUCAGCGCGCUUGAUUCAGACAAUUUCGCACCUGGGACAUUUGACUCGUACCCAGGAAUCCGUCCCACAGGAGCCUAACGUUCAAUAUGCUUCAGCAUCGGGUUGCCUUUAGGGGCAUUCGACUCCCGUUUCGAUGCGUGUCUUCUCUUCUCCCCCGUUCAUACUCCACGGGUAUUGAGCAGCACACAGAGUCUAUUUCUGUUGAGUCUUCGAGCUCGAGCAUUGAUCCCAGCCUUUCAUUCGCUCCUCCUCCUGUUCGCCAGGACUCGACCAUCAACAUCCGAAAAUAUACGCCGCGUACUCCCGGUGUUCGACAUUUGCGAAGGCCCAUCAAUGACCAUUUGUGGAAAGGUCGCCCGGUACACAAGUUGACGUUUCCCAAGCGAGGCCACAGCAAAGGAGGCCGAAAUAACAGCGGUAGGGUCACCGUCCGGCACCAUGGUGGUGGUCAUAAGCGCCGAAUUCGGAUGGUCGAUUUUAAACGAGAUGCCCCCGGUCCGCACAUUGUUGAGCGCAUUGAGCAUGACCCCGGACGGAGUGCUCAUAUUGCGCUUCUUCGCAGUAAAGAAACUGGGAAGCUGAGCUAUAUCCUGGCUGCAGACGGUAUGAGGGCAGGAGAUGUUGUGCAAAGUUACAUGGCUGGGAUUCCCGACGACCUUUGGCAGAGCAUGGGAGGAACUGUUGAUCCUGGUGUGAUGGCUGCCAGAACUGCCUGGAGAGGAAACUGCUUGCCUUUACACAUGGUUCCGGUGGGGUCGCUCAUAUUCAACGUCGGGUUGCGUCCUGGCGGAGGUGGACAGCUGUGCCGUAGCGCCGGUACGUUCGCGACGGUUAUCUCCAAGGGUGUCAAUCAGGUGGCUGCAGCCGAUCAAGAGAGCAAAGAAAGCCAAGCGGCUGGCGAAGAGAAGAAACCCAUGACCCAGCGCGAGAAGCAAGCCCGUGAGCGCACUCUCCAGCAUAUCACCAUUCGCCUUUCAAGUGGGGAGGUGCGCCUUAUUCACAAAGAUUGCUGUGCCACCAUUGGUGUCGCUAGCAACCCAAACAAGAAGUAUGCCCAACUAGGAAAGGCUGGAAGAUCACGCUGGCUUAACAUUCGACCAACGGUGCGCGGUCUUGCCAUGAACGCUCAAGAUCACCCUCACGGUGGUGGACGAGGAAAAUCGAAGGGUAACGUUGAUCCAAAGAGUCCUUGGGGUCUGCCGGCCAAAUCUGGCUACAAAACUCGCCCCAAGUGGAAGAUCAACAAAGCUGUUGUUGUUCCAAGAGUCCGGAACCAAGGCAAGCGUCGCAGAGGAUAUCAUUAGACGUGCUUCUGCUCAUCAAGAUUGGGAAUCAUGGGACGUUUGCUCUUUCAGCUCUGUAACUAUUGUAUUAUACGAAUGUUUACCUAUCAAGCGGGAUAUGCUCUUGUCUACCUUGGAUCUCUCGCGAUUCUAUUGGGACCGAAAUCGCUCCGGUUGUUUUUGCAACGGCGUUGAAUUGUACAUUACAGGCAACGAUAGA
Messenger RNA from Aspergillus nidulans FGSC A4, 1562 nucleotides. Its product is annotated as mitochondrial 54S ribosomal protein RML2. Gene Ontology annotation, cellular component: mitochondrial large ribosomal subunit; mitochondrion; ribosome. Gene Ontology annotation, biological process: translation; mitochondrial translation. The transcript is spliced from 2 exons. Gene Ontology annotation, molecular function: structural constituent of ribosome. Bases 146 to 1363 code for a protein of 405 amino acids. Lineage: Eukaryota; Fungi; Ascomycota; Eurotiomycetes; Eurotiales; Aspergillaceae. The record is from RefSeq and is a predicted model, not a curated record.